AUGGUUACCCGCAAGCCCAUUCCCAACGAGCCCUACCUCAACACCAACGCUGCUCCGCGAAUUGAAGACAUGAGAAAGGAGCUCUGGGGCGCAACCGACUCCCCUUCCGACGUAGACAGUGUUUGGGACGACGCUUCUCAGCAAAACGGCGCUGCUGCUCUUAGCCAACAAACGAUACCCCAAGAUAUUCCCGAACCUUUGAAGCACGGCGGGGUUGCGGCACAGGGCCCCGAGAUGGCCAAUGGAGUAUGGAACGACGCUGACGGCCACCAGUCUCAAGCCGCCGGCGAGAUAAGAGGCGAUUCCAACGAUGUCCCACUGGUAUUACGACCAGGAGCGCCCCCUUCACGAUCCGACACAAAUCCGUUCAAACGCAAGGACGUCCGCGACGACUCCAAUCCAACGUCGCCGCCCACCAACGGUACCCCGACGAUGCCUCCGGCGCAACCACUCUCGCAAAUGAGCACCGGCGAGAUCAGCAAUAAUCCAUGGCAGCCUGCCCUCGACCAACACGCUCAAAGAGCUGCCGCCGUCAGCGCCCAGCAGUCUCUACGUACUCAGAACAGUGGAGAGUCUGAGCGCGAUGCAUGGGCUGCAACCCAAGAGCCAAAAUUGCCCGCUAUCUCGACAUCUCCAGCGCUGCUAUCGCUCCCCUCAGAGCCUACCUCACCGGCGUGGGAUGACUUGCCGGAGAAUCAGAGUAAGAAACCAGCUGAUUUACCAGCAGCAUCGAUUCCCAGCGAUGCAAUUGCGGAUCAGAAUGCCUGGGACGAUGUAGGCGGACUGAACAAGGGCAAGGGAAAGGCCCCCGCCCCCGCUCCCGUUGUCCCUCCUCCCACAGUCGAAGACGGCCCCAUGGAUGAUUGGAACCUCAUCGACGUCGAGCCGCCUGCUGGCCCACCACCCGGCAGAUCGCAAGCGCCAGAUCAAAGCCGCGACAGGCCUGACCAGGUCUUUGACGACAAGGUGGCGCCAGCAUUGCCUCCGCGGAACGAUGACGAAGAGCAACCUCCGCGCCAGCCACCGCGUCCUGUGGACGGCAAGGCCGAAACAUAUCAGAUCAAGAACGUCCGUUGGCACGAUCACAGCGCCGACAAGAACCCGCGAGUUUCGCCGAUCCUCGUCCAAAAUGCCAACGGUCCUUGCCCGCUUCUUGCUUUAGUCAACGCGCUCACACUUACAACCCCACCAUCUCUAUCAGAGACGGCCUUGAUAGAGGUCCUCCGCUCCCGAGAGCAAAUCAGUCUUGGGUACUUACUAGACGCGGUCGUCGAUGAGCUCAUGAGGCGAACACAAGAAGCUUUGCCUGAUGUGUCCCAGUUGUACGACUUCUUGAAGGGUCUUCAUACAGGAAUGAACGUAAAUCCACGUUUCGUUCCCACCCCCGAAAUCAUCAAGGCCUUCAAGCGCACUUCCUUGACUCACUUACACCCGACCGAACGCGACGAUCUGAUCCCUGGAACUUUCGAAGACACCAGAGAGAUGGCGCUGUACGCUGCUUUUGCCAUUCCGCUUAUCCAUGGGUGGCUGCCCACUAAGAAUGACCCGGCCUAUCCUGCUUUUGAGCGCCAGGCGGCUUCGUUUGAAGACGUGCAAACGCUCCUUUUCCGAGACGAGGAGCUGCAGGAAAAAUUGGGAUCAUUGACGGAAGAGGAGGAGCGGAUAUACUCAGACAUCCAGUCGAUAAAGGCGUUUUUGGAGACUUCGGCAACGCAGUUGACGCCGUCUGGACUUGAGGUUAUCACAAAGGCCAUGAAGCCUGGCUCUUUUGCCAUUCUCUUUAGAAACGAUCACUUUUCAACCCUGUACCGGCACCCAGCGACACAGCAACUGCUGGUGCUUGUCACCGACGCAGGAUAUGCCACCCACGACGAGAUUGUUUGGGAAUCCCUAGCCGACGUGAAUGGAGAACGUACGGAAUACUAUUCUGGUGAUUUCAGGAUCGUGGGCGGAGAGCAGCCGCAAGGCAAUUCCCGGGGACAGCCUACUAUGAAGAACAAUGCCCAAAACCGACCGAGAAUCGAUACGAGUAGCGCCAACGAGGGAGGCUGGACUACUGUGGCCGGCCGCGGCCGCAACAAGCAUCUUGAGGCUCCAGCACAAGGUGACGAGAUGCCCCUGUCGCCGAAUCACGAGCAGGAGGAUCGAGAUCUUGCCCUCGCGCUUCAGUUGCAAGAAGAGGAGGAACAACGCCAUCGUGCAGAGCAGUCGGCUCGUCGGCGCGAGAGCCAGCUUAGCGAGCAGUACAUUGAGCAACAAGCCCGACUGCAACAAGGGCCCACGACAAGACGUGCAGCCGACAGGCAGGCUGCCCGAACUGGUACUGGCGCACGUAGUAGCAGCAAUGGCAACUCGACGGCCUCUCGCGGCAGCCGCCGGAACUCAAGCACCAACGUCAGCAGCCCAGCGGUACCGCCCACGUCGGGUCGGCAGCCAGGUCAGCCGCCUCAGAUGGUGCGACCGUUGGUUCCGCCGACGGUUCCUGCGCGUCGACAAGGCGUGAACCGGCCGGCUGACGAAGGCAUGGACGAUGCCCCACCGACAUAUGAGCAGGCGCAGGCGGCUGCCAAGUACGAGCCACCUCCUGGGCACCCUCACCAUCAUGCAAGCAGUCCCGUGAAUCGACAAGGGAACGGUGCCGGGCCGUCAUUCCCGCUGUCGCCUUCGCGGCCGGGGAUGGGCGGCGGUCGUGGGCGCGUACUGGGACCGGGCGGAGUGGUAGGAAGUUCGCAAGGAGGAAGGGAAAGGGAUUGCAUCGUAAUGUGA
Molecule: messenger RNA, 2766 nt
Organism: Colletotrichum godetiae
Lineage: Eukaryota; Fungi; Ascomycota; Sordariomycetes; Glomerellales; Glomerellaceae
Exons: 1
Coding region: 1-2766 (921 amino acids)
Biological process (GO): protein K48-linked deubiquitination
Cellular component (GO): cytosol; cell periphery
Molecular function (GO): K48-linked deubiquitinase activity; cysteine-type deubiquitinase activity; cysteine-type carboxypeptidase activity
Source: RefSeq, a predicted model, not a curated record